Lycium barbarum (goji berry) is the source of this 1552-nucleotide messenger RNA. RefSeq names its product protein trichome birefringence-like 33. Bases 58 to 1323 code for a protein of 421 amino acids. Gene Ontology annotation, cellular component: Golgi apparatus. Lineage: Eukaryota; Viridiplantae; Streptophyta; Magnoliopsida; Solanales; Solanaceae. Gene Ontology annotation, molecular function: O-acetyltransferase activity. The transcript is spliced from 6 exons. The record is from RefSeq and is a predicted model, not a curated record.
UUCAGCCAUAGACUACCUAACUUCAACAAGAGCCACUCUACCAAAGGCUUCAAAGCAAUGAAGCCACCUCCCUCUUCUUCGUCUUCAAUUCUCCGAAAGACUCAUCUUUCUCCUUUUCUAUUCACUUUAUUAGCUUUCAUCGUCUUCGUCACCAUUCUUUAUAGUGAAGAUUUCAGCUGCAUUUUUAGCCAGCUUGAGUAUUCUAGUCUAUAUGGUCCUCCCAAUUCCAUCUCAAGAAUCAAGAAGAGCAAGAAGUUGCCAUUUGCCAUUGGAGAGACAGAGGAAGGCUGCGACAUUUUCAGUGGGAUGUGGGUUCGAGAUUACAGCAGGCCACUGUACGAGGAAGCUGAAUGUCCUUACAUACAGCCACAAUUGACUUGCCAAGAACAUGGCCGGCCAGAUAAAGAUUAUCAGCAUUGGAGAUGGCAACCUUAUGGCUGCUCUCUUCCGAGUUUCAACGCGACACUAAUGCUGGAAACCCUUCGUGGGAAGAGGAUGUUAUAUGUAGGAGAUUCGUUAAACAGAGGACAAUAUAUUUCCAUGGUUUGUCUUCUCCAUAGACUUAUUCCUGAGAAUGCCAAGUCCAUGGAAACUUUUGGUUCCCUCAGUGUUUUCACUGCUAAGGAUUAUAACGCGACGAUUGAGUUCUAUUGGGCACCAUUUCUGCUGGAAUCAAAUGCUGAUGAUGCAGUGGUACAUAGAAUAUCAGAUAGAGUUGUCCGAAAAGGCUCAAUCAAUAAGCACGGAAAGAAUUGGAAAGGGGCUGAUAUAGUCGUUUUCAAUACUUAUCUUUGGUGGAUGACCGGCCAAGAAUUCAAGAUUUUGCAAGGAUCAUUUGAGGAUGAGGAGAAAGAUAUAGCAAUAGUAUCGACAGAGGAUGCAUAUCGAAUGGGAAUGAAGAGUAUGCUGAGAUGGGUAAAAAAAAAUAUGGAUCCCAAGAAAACCAGAGUCUUUUUCACUAGCAUGUCACCUUCCCAUCAAAAGAGCAUAGAUUGGGGAGGAGAACCAAAUAAGAAUUGUUACAAUGAAACAAAAAUGAUAGAGGAUCCAAAUUACUGGGGAUCAGAUAGCAGAAAAAGCAUAAUGAAAGUAAUUGGAGAAGUGUUUCGUAAAACAAAAGUGCCCAUUACAUUUCUCAACAUCACACAACUCUCAAAUUACAGAAAAGAUGCGCACACAUCAAUUUACAAGAAGCAAUGGAAUCCACUAACAGCAGAGCAAUUGGCAAAUCCAGUUAGCUAUGCUGAUUGUGUACAUUGGUGCUUGCCUGGUCUUCAAGAUACUUGGAAUGAGCUUUUAUUUGCAAAACUUUUUUAUCCUUGAUAUUUUAAGAACAUGAACCAAAGCCAAUUUUUAUAAGUACAUAAAUUUUUAAAAAUGGAUGAGAUCAAUUUGGUUACCUAGUAUUUUCUUUGUUCUUUGGGAUGACAUUUGCGUCGGUAAAAACACAAAAAAAUUGUGUAUAAAUGUAAUUCCUGUCAAGUUUGCGAAAAACAAAAAUUCGUGAAAGAUUGUGAAAAAGAAUUCUUGCAAAGAGAAAUAUUUAGCAUUA